Morus notabilis is the source of this 1098-nucleotide messenger RNA. RefSeq lists its product as uncharacterized. The record is from RefSeq and is a predicted model, not a curated record. The transcript is spliced from 2 exons. The coding region runs from base 1 to 1098 and encodes 365 amino acids. NCBI's taxonomy places the organism in Eukaryota, Viridiplantae, Streptophyta, Magnoliopsida, Rosales, Moraceae.
AUGGCUCAAACUUCCAACUUUGAAGGUCAAAACAUCAAGGAAGUUAACGCCAUCUCUACUCGAAGUGGUAAGAAUUCGAACAUGCCAUCGACAAGUAGUACCACUUCAAGUAAUGAAGAAUCGGCUCAGAAGAAAGAAGAGCCAACAAAAAUUCCGACAAAGGUGCCUUUUCCCCAAGCUCUCCGACCUGCUGGGAAAAUGCCAAAAAAUCAAAGUGAGAUCCUGGAGCACUUGACACAAUUGAAGAUCAAUCUUCCCAUACUACACGUGAUCAAGCAAGUGCCGGCCUACGCUAAGAAGACACCGCCGAAGUAUAAAGAUCCAGGUUGUCCUACCAUUUCUUGCCAGAUCGGGACACAUGAAUUCGGCCAAGCGUUACUAGACUUAGGAUCGAGCGUGAACCUCAUGCCUUAUUCGGUAUACUCGCAAUUGGGUCUUGGAGAGAUUAAGCCCACAUCUGUGGUUCUGCAACUAGCCAAUAGAUCCAUUAAGAGACCACGGAAAAUAGUAGAAGACGUUCUAUUACAAAUCGACAGGUUUUAUUACCCCGUGGAUUUUCUUGUCCUGGAUACACAAUCCGUGGUGAAUAUGGAGUCAUCAAUUCCCAUCAUUCUAGGAAGACCUUUCCUUGCCACAGCAAACACACUUAUCAAUUGUAGGAAUGGUCUCAUGAAGAUAUCUUUCGGGAAUAUGACCCUUGAGGUGAAUAUUUUUCAUAUUCAAAAGCAACCACGUGAUGAUGAUGAGUGUCACCAAACAUUUAUGAUCGACACACUUGUCGAGGAGGGGGUUCUGCCGCAAAGCAACUCUAAAGAUCUGGAAAACCUCCUCCAAAAUUCUGAAUCUAAGAGUUCCAAUCCUUUUGAGGUGGCUAACAGUUCUGCCAUUUUCAAAGAAUCACAGGACAGAGGAACCAAGUUUGGGUCACCAUGUUUUCAGGAGCUCCCAACAGGAGAAAAACCGAAAUCAUCCACCGAGGAGGCUCCAAAAGUCAAACUAGCCCAACCACCUGAGGGCUUAAAACAUGCAUUCUUGGGAGAUGAAGGCACAUUCCCAGUCAUCAUCUCAUCUAAACUCGAUCCAUUGCAAGAACAAUGA